UUCCCACUCUUGCGCGAGACGCGGCGAAUUCAUCACGAGAGGAGCAGGUGGAGCGCGAGCGGACGGACUUGAAGCGAAGUAACAAGACUGGAUGACUUUUACAUUUGCCCGACUUGUUUAUCUCUCUGUCGGACAAAAGGAGGGAGACAGUGGGCUUUAAAAGCACCAACAGCUGGAAGAGCAGAAGAGAAAGUGAAGAGGUGGAGGAGCUCGGAGUGUCUGAGCUGUCCGUAUACGAAGUGACAACUGUCUCUGCAAGAGGCAGCGACCUCUCACCAUGCAGCACUACGGGGUGAACGGCUACUCUCUGCACGCCAUGAACUCCCUCAGCGCCAUGUACAACCUGCACCAGCAGGCCGCGCAACAGGCGCAGCACGCGCCAGACUACCGGCCAUCCGUGCACGCGCUCACACUGGCCGAGAGACUUGCUGACAUCAUCCUGGAGGCUCGCUACGGCUCUCAGCACCGCAAACAGCGCCGGAGCCGCACGGCCUUCACCGCACAGCAGCUGGAAGCGCUGGAGAAGACUUUCCAGAAGACCCACUACCCGGAUGUGGUGAUGAGGGAGCGGCUGGCCAUGUGCACCAACCUGCCCGAGGCCCGUGUGCAGGUUUGGUUCAAAAACCGCAGAGCCAAGUUCCGUAAGAAGCAGCGCAGCCUCCAGAAGGAGCAGCUCCAAAAGCAGAAGGAGGCAUCAGGGGAAGGAGGAAGUGAGAAGGAGGAUGCACCUCCCUCUACAACUAUCCUUCCUGACACCCAGCUCCCUCCUUCAUCCUCCUCCUCCUCCUCCUCUUCUCUGGAGACAGAGGGUCCUGUAGUCCGUCCCGUACCGCUGGACAUGGAGCUGAACGUCACGUCAGCAGAACACUCUGGCAGCGAGUCAGCAACAGAGGAUAAUGCGACUGAUAAGGAAGAAGAAAGUAAAUCUCAGAGAGAGGAGGUGAAGUGUGAGAGAGCAAUGACUCCUGGGGACGUCUCUCCGGCUUGCAAAAGACUCAGCCCUAAACCAGACUCUCCCCUGGUCUCUCCAUCCGUGACCCCCUCUUCCUCCAGCGGUGGCCUGGCCAGCAGCGGCCCUCUCUCUCAGGGCCACUCUUACUCUUCCUCCCCUCUCAGCCUGUUUCGCCUGCAGGAGCAGUUUCGCCAGCACAUGGCCGCCACUAACAACCUGGUGCACUACCCUGCUUUUGACCUUUCUGCCCCAUCUUCUCUCCCCUACCUGGGGAUGAAUGUCAACAUGCCCCCUGCGCCACUGGGCUCUCUGCCCUGCCAGUCUUACUACCAGUCCCUGUCCCAUCACGCUCAGCAGGUGUGGAACAGCCCGCUGCUGCAGGCGUCGGCUGCAGGCGGCCUCACCAGCCACAACAACAAGACCACCAGCAUCGAGAACCUGCGUCUGAGGGCCAAGCAGCAUGCUGCCUCACUGGGACUGGACACAAUGUCUAACUGAGCAUCACAUUGUAUGGAGGACAAUGUAAAGUAGGCCAGAGACUCGGCCUACACGUCAUCCCAUCCUACUGCGUGUCUGUGUGACUGUGAUAGUUCUUUAGGAACCAUAUACUGAGCCCUUCCCGACGCCAUGGGCACAGGACAUGAAGAGAUGUCCAAAAAUAAAACAUGACAACAUGCACUGGACCUACAGAACUCCAUUUAACAGCUUUUUAAGUCAGACCACACGUCCACAGCUUCUUUGACUCCUCUAAGCUUCAGUUGCAGCUCAACAUCCAGAAGUGUAACCUCGGGAAUAGAAAUCCCACAAGAUAUUAAACUCGAAUAAUGCGACAGGUCAACUGAAUGUCCUGACUCAGAAGACAGUGACUCAUAUAAAGAUGUUUCCAACAGACAUGUAAUGCUGGACCUUCUUCACAUCUGAAAUAAUUAAAAAGAAGAAUCACUGAGAAUAAUGAACACACACACACACACACACACACACACACACACACACACAAACACACACGAUGGAUGCACUCAGAUUAAAAGACAAUACAAACAAUGUUUACAAGGAUAAUGUGAAUAAAUGAGGCACUUUUGACGGAAUUAGGCUUGUUGGCCAGGAAGAAAAAGGCAGCGGUCGUGCAGCAAAGAGACCAUUAUUGUCACAGGACCACUGACAUUUCAAUUAAGCAGCACUGGUUAUGUACAUAGCAUGUACUACAUAACAGCACAUAAAUAAAAAUAAACUUCAAGCCAUGUUGUCCUCAACAGCAUAAUUAAAAGUGACUAAUUUACCAGUUUAAUGGCCAGCAAUAUUCCACUUUGUACAGAGGCUGGCUUGAUAAUGAGAAAAUGAUUCCAGUGACUAAAUUCUCAGAGCUUUUAAUUACAUUUUGCCCUGGGCUGAGGGAGCUGGGGCAAAUGCAAUUAUGAACAUGCAUACCAUUUAAGACCGCCUUUAUAAAUUCAAAAGGCCUGUGCACUAAAACGGUCAAUUAAGGUAGCAACAUGACUGACAUCACUUUACCAUGAGUUGAUAAAUUUCCUUUGAAUACAAAAUGAUAUGGUAAACAAAUUUGGACGUUUGGAUAAAUGUCUCGGCCCAUAUUUUAUUCCCGCCUUAAUAUUCUCUUGAGGAAACAUGCAGCUUUUCAUUGAAAGUCAGACUGACUGUUAGCACUUGAUGAGGAGAAUCACACACGUCUCUGAUGUUUUCUGUUAAUGUGUUCUGGAAGCUAAUGUCUUCAUAUGAAAAAAAAAGCACAUUAUUUUAGUAUGUAAAAUAAAAAAACUCUAUCUAUUAAUGUUUACUGGUAAGGUAAUUGUAAAGUUCCUAUUAUGGUGUAUAAUUGAUUAUGGACUCAGAUAAAAUUUCCUUUAGCUGUCAGAUUGUAAGAUUGUAUUUGCUGAGCUCACCGGCAGCCCUGUCUUCCCCUCCUCUCUUGGUUGUCUGUGUAAUGGUCCUGGGUUGAAUUAAUAUUUUAUGUGUUCACUUUCUUCUCUGGAAGUGUCUGGAAAGAAGCAAUUGAACAAAUUUGGAAAGAAGGAAGACUGCCACCGUCUUUAUCUUGCAAUCCAGACUGAAAAGCCUGAAGUCAAAGAAAGUGAUUUCAGUGAAUAAUUGACCCAAGUCCUCUGUGUACUGCUGUCUUGACUCUAUUUGAGUUCUGUUGUUGCUAUUAUUCUAAUGCUGCCCCCCCCCCACUGUCUCUGUCAAACUACUUGGUCCAGUGGUAGAUAGAUUUAUAAUGGUGGAGGAGAGAGUGAGCGGACCAUCAGCAGUGUUGUUUCUUUACUCCUCCCUAACAAUGUAGACUUGAAAUAGUGUUGUUGUAAAAUAAUCUCAAAUAAAAACCUUGCUUGGA
This is a messenger RNA of Dicentrarchus labrax (European seabass), 3299 nucleotides long. RefSeq names its product diencephalon/mesencephalon homeobox 1a (gene dmbx1a). Gene Ontology annotation, biological process: regulation of transcription by RNA polymerase II. The record is from RefSeq and is a predicted model, not a curated record. Gene Ontology annotation, molecular function: RNA polymerase II transcription regulatory region sequence-specific DNA binding; DNA-binding transcription factor activity, RNA polymerase II-specific. Lineage: Eukaryota; Metazoa; Chordata; Actinopteri; Moronidae. Bases 278 to 1450 code for a protein of 390 amino acids. The transcript is spliced from 5 exons.